GUGUUUCCGAGUCUAGAUGACAACAUGUCUGAUUCGAAUUACAUGACAUGUCGCGCAAUCCUCUCCACCACAAACGACAAUGUCGACAAGAUAAACAUCCGCAUGAUAGAGCGUUUCCAGGGAGAUGAAGUAAUAUACCAUAGCUUUGACAGUGCGGAGGAUGACCCGUAUGGCUACUACACUCAAGAGUUUCUUAAUGGAUUGACUCCCAAUGGUCUUCCUCCGCAUGCACUCAAACUAAAGCUAAACUGCCCUGUCAUACUUCUAAGGAACAUUGACCUAGUUAACGGACUGUGUAAUGGCACUAGGCUUGUUGUUAGAGGAUUUGAGAGGAACACCAUUGAUGCAGAAAUCUGAUUGGACAACACGCUGGCAGGAGGGUCUUCCUUCCUCAAAUACCUCUUUGCCCAUCUGAAAAUGACAUGUUUCCGUUCAAGUUUAAGAGGAAGCAAUUUCCUAUAAGAUUUGGCUUUGCUAUGACCAUUAACAAGGCUCAAGGGCAGACAAUCCCUAUUGUUGGUGUCUACCUCCCCAAUCGAGUGUUCUCUCAUGGUCAACUCUAUGUUGCAUUGUCUCGAGCCACCGCGAAGAGAAACAUAAAGAUACUCAUUCAGAAGGAGAAGCCGAAGGAGAAAUCCAAGAAGCAAAAGGACAAUUCAAAGAAGCGAAAAAGACCGACUGUGUCCUUACUGACCUCGAUGAAGAACAUCGUCUACAAGGAAGUCCUUACAGGCUGAAGUCCGGUCUUAAAACCCCGGCAGGUUUACUAAUAUAACUUACUCUUCAAAUGGUCAAGUUAUGUUGUAAUUUGUUUUUUUAGUUAUAUCCUUUUAUUUGGUAUUUUGAUAGAUGGAUCUAUACUCCAUUUAGUUGAAUUACAAACUACAUUUCAAUAUUCAGCAGUCAUAUUGUCAGAAUCAUUUUUGUUAUAUGUUUUCUAUAAUGUCACAACUGAUAAUGACAUGGACCAUGGAAUGAAACUUUUGUAUUACACAA
Messenger RNA from Triticum aestivum (bread wheat), 996 nucleotides. RefSeq lists its product as uncharacterized. The record is from RefSeq and is a predicted model, not a curated record. NCBI's taxonomy places the organism in Eukaryota, Viridiplantae, Streptophyta, Magnoliopsida, Poales, Poaceae.